AUGAGAAGCCGACCCGCAGCGAUGAUGCACCGCAUGGCUUUGUGGGAUUCCUACGGUUUAGCGAGAUAUUCGGCUAUGUUCUGCACUUCAGCGCCUGCAACCACCGCACCAACGAGCACGUCACGCUCCAGCUCGAGAGCGUCAUCCCCCGUGUGUUGGACUACCCCGAGGUGACUGACGGCCAGACGCACACCAAGGGCCCCCUUUAUUUUUUGUGGGUAUUCAUCGACAUCCUCACCAUCAUCUGGCGCGUCUGCCCGAAGUAAGACCUGCACAGAUGCAUGUUGUUUUUUUCCCAGGCCACCACAAUGACGGUGUGACACUGUAUGUCCCUCAGGGAAAGGCCCCAUUGCAAGCGCAGCUAUUGAUGCGGCACAGAGCAGUGGCAUCAUCCUCGUAGACGAGAUCGACAAGAUCUGCAAUAAUCAGGUGCGUGUCGGUCAGCGUUUUCCAGGCGUGUCUCUCCACUUCAUGGCCACUCAUCUGUUGCGCAGGCCGGCCAGGCACUCCAGCAUGCGCUGCUACCCCUGUUGGAUGGCACAGACAUCAAGACGAGCCUCGGUGAGGCGGAGGACGCAUUGAUUUGACAUCUCAUUUGUGUGUCCAUUCAGGUACCGAGGUGGCGUCAGUGCUCAAAACACGGCAGAGGUUGCGGAGCGCCACUACCUCUACACGACCGGGAAUGGUACAGAACCGCUCAAUUUGAUGCGAGGAACCCAAUGAUUAUUCACAACAGGUUAUUAAUGGGUUUGUUUGACUGUGUGUGCACAUUCACUGGAAAGUCCGUCCACUGGAGAGGCGGAGACUGAUCGGAGAAUUCUGUCAAAUCAGUUGGUUGGCCUUUCUUGCGUGCAGUUCAGAAAGGCAUCUGCGGAUGGGAAUUUGGUGGAGGCCUUCAAACAGUACAACAAGAUGAAAGAUGACUUCGUGAGUGAGGGAGGGCAUAGGUGGCGGGCAAUGGUGCGACAGGAGAUGGCUCUCUUGCCUGUCUGUCUGUCUGUCUGUCUGCAGGCGGCCCUCGUCGCUCUAAGAGAGACUGAAGAGGCGGAGCAUUGCUAG
Molecule: messenger RNA, 1059 nt
Organism: Vitrella brassicaformis
Lineage: Eukaryota; Vitrellaceae
Source: the annotation of a GenBank genome assembly